Carcharodon carcharias (great white shark) is the source of this 3268-nucleotide messenger RNA. RefSeq names its product pyridoxal-dependent decarboxylase domain containing 1 (gene pdxdc1). Gene Ontology annotation, cellular component: intracellular membrane-bounded organelle. Gene Ontology annotation, molecular function: pyridoxal phosphate binding; carbon-carbon lyase activity. Lineage: Eukaryota; Metazoa; Chordata; Chondrichthyes; Lamniformes; Lamnidae. Gene Ontology annotation, biological process: carboxylic acid metabolic process. The coding region runs from base 135 to 2633 and encodes 832 amino acids. The record is from RefSeq and is a predicted model, not a curated record. The transcript is spliced from 24 exons.
UGGCGGAAGCGGGGAGGCUGGCUCCGGGGGUGACAACGGUUUAGCGAGUGCAGCAGGCGCGAGCGACCCCGGGCCGUCCGAUCGCCUCUUCCAUUAAAAAAAACACGCGAGGGCGACGCGCGAAGACAAGGAGGAUGGACGCCUCCCUGGAGAAGAUGGUAGACCCCACUUUAGCUGAGAUGGGGAAGAACCUCAAUGAGGCUAUGAAGAUGUUAGAAGACUCUCAGAGGGAAGCAGAUGAAGAAAGAGAGAAGAAGAAAUAUAUCAGAAAAGAUAUUCCUGGCCCAUUGCAGGGCAGUGGACAGAACAUGACAGCUAUUCUUCAACUUGUACAGAACCUCAUGCAUGGAGAAGAUGAGGAGGAAUUACAGUCCCAUCGCAGAUUACAGAACAUUGGAGAGCAAGGUCAUAUGUCCUUAUUGGGUCACAGUUUGGCAGCGUAUAUCUCUGUGCUAGACAAAGAAAGACUGCGAAAACUGACCACUAGGAUUUUGUCGGAUACCACACUUUGGUUGUGCAGACUUUUCAGGUAUGAAAAUGGUUCUGCCUAUUAUCAUGAAGAUGAUCGAGAAGGUCUGUUGAAAGUGUGCAAACUCAUCAUUCAUUCAAACUAUGACGACUAUGCAACAGAAGGUUUUAACGUUCUGCAUAACAAAUCCCCUGUCCUCUAUAUUAGUGCUGCCAGUAGAACAGGUCUGGGUCAGUAUAUCUGUAACCAGCUUGGUCUUCCGAUCUCCUGUAUGUGCAGUGUGCCUUGUAACACCAUGUUUGGAUCUCAGCAUCAAAUGGAUGUAGCCCUCCUGGAAAGGCUUAUUAAAGAUGAUAUUGAAUGUGGAAAACUUCCUCUGUUACUUGUAGCAAACGCAGGCACACCGGGCGCAGGACACACAGACAAACUUGCAAGGUUAAAGGAACUCUGCAGUCAGUUCAAGAUGUGGUUGCAUGUAGAAGGCGUUAAUUUGGCCACAUUGACACUUGGUUAUGUUUCUUCAUCUGUACUGGCUGCAACUAAAUGUGACAGCAUGACCUUGACUUUAGGACCUUGGUUAGGUCUCCCAGCUGUGCCUGCAGUGACACUAUAUAGACAUGAGGACCCUUCAUUGUCUCUAGCUGCGGGACUCACCACAAGUCAGCCAGUUGAGAAACUCCGAGCUUUGCCCCUCUGGCUCUCUCUACAAUACUUGGGACAUGAUGGGAUAGUUGACAGAAUCAAGUAUGCUUCUCAGUUGAGCCAGAGAUUGCUGGAAAACUUAAGAAAACUAAGUUCUAUUAGAACUUCGGAGGUAAUCACCAAACCUAAGGAACUGACAUUCACUGGAAAGUCUGUAGGAAAUAUCUUGGGGAAUAUUCUUUUGGCAAUUGUUGAAGAUGAAUUUAAUUCUCCAGUGUUAGUGUUCAGAUUCAUCCAGGAGCACCUCAAAUCAGCUCUAGAUGGAGCUCAGUACCAAACUGCUGCAGUUCAGGAAUCCACAAAGGACAGCAAUGAGAGAGAAACUGAUGAUGCCCUGAAUCGCUGGUUAGGAGAACAGCUAGGACAGUUGGUUCCGACCAGUGGCGUAGAUGUUGUAGAAUUGGAAGAUGAGGGAGCGUGUAUACGAUUUAGCCCAUUGAUGACAGCAGCAGUCCUGAACACCACGCCAGAGCACGUGGACCAACUGGUUGAAUGCCUGAAAGCAAAAAUUCCCAUUCUAAUUAGCACCUUACAGCUUCGAGAAGAAUUUAAACAGGAAGUUUACCAGACACCUGCCCUGACAUACAUUGAAGACCUGAGUUGGCCAGGAUUAGGUGCUAUACGGUAUGAAAUUAACAAUGAAGAACCUGACCCAGAAAAGCAGCUACUAGCAAUGGAAAAAAUCACUACUAGAUUGCUAAAGAAAUUGAAGGAAUUUGACUCCGAUCUGAUGUUCUCAACAGGGCCUGAGUUUGGAAGUGAGAAGAAUUGCAUUUAUAUCGGUAUGGUAGCUGAAACUUUAGAUGUGCCAGAACUAGUGGAAACCAUUGCAGCCACAGGCAAAGAAAUUGAGGAAAGUUCAAAGUUAUUGGAGAACAUGACUGAAGUAGUCCGUAAAGGAAUUAUUGAAGCAGAGCAACAGUUGCAGAAGGCAAAUGAAGCUAAACUUCUUGAAGAGGGAGUUCUGCGACAGAUUCCUGUCGUUGGCUCAGUGCUUAAUUGGUUAUCCCCAGUCCGCAGCUCAGUUAAAGGAAGAUCAUUCAGUCUGGCAGGAGGUUCUCUGGAGUCAACAGAUAAGCUGUAUGCACUAAAAGCCCAAGCCUCUGAAGGAACCCCACCUCCAACACCCACAGCCAGUCGCACCAAACCCAAGUCACCAGGACAGAAACUGUUUAGAAGGUCUUCCAGGGCUUCAGUCUCAGAUAUGGUCAGUGAAACUUCAGUGGGCCACACAGAAGAAAUGGAAGGAUCUCAAACUAUCACAGGAACAACCAGGCUUGAGGGUGAAAAUGAAAUUCACAAAAGCUCUGAAUCUUCAGUGCAGCUGAAUGGUGAUUUGGAGCAUCCAGGCCCGAUACAGCCUGAGGGAAAAUCUGAUGAAAAUAGGAGCAACGUACAAGAAGUUCACCAGACCUCUGAAUCAGCAGAAGCUCAGGAUUUAGAGAAAGAAGAUCUUAGAUAAAGCAAAAAAAGCGAAAAGACUUUGUAUACAGAAAAAAGCACAUGUCCUAUGCUUGGAAUAACAUGGAACCUUUACUAAUGUGAACUGUGCCAUGUGAUAGUACAUAAGGAUACUACUGUUGUAUGCCUUUGAUUAGGAUUUUGCACAUUACUGUGACAUGAUUAGGAAUUUCAAUUGUCAUUGAAGGGCUGAUUUAAAAAGUUGAUCUAAAUGGAAUGUGUCAAGUGGGCUGAAUCUCAGAAGUGCAAUUGUUCUGUUUUCUGUAGAGUGCUAAGAAAGCUCUAUCAUUUUCUUCCUUAUACGAUUAUCAACCUGACUCACUACAUUUGCAAUACAAUUACGUAUGCUUAUCACCAUGAAUAGAAUGGAUUAAUUUGUAGUUUGUUUAAAAUUAGUAAACCUUUACUAUUGCUGUCAAUAUUUAAUUGGGUGGGGAUCAUUUUAUUUUUGUUCAUUUUGCACAUUGGUGGUUUUGUCCUUUCUGUACCGUCCCCUAUGUACAUCUCUUAAUAAUUUAAGACUCAAACACAUCUGAUGCUUGAAUGUUAUUUAAGCAUCAAGCAAAAUAAAACUUAAUUCAGUGUUUUGAUUCUUAGUUAAGCAAAAUCAAAUAAAAUUUAUUUGACAAAUGUGAA